Molecule: messenger RNA, 965 nt
Organism: Triticum dicoccoides
Lineage: Eukaryota; Viridiplantae; Streptophyta; Magnoliopsida; Poales; Poaceae
Exons: 2
Coding region: 171-752 (193 amino acids)
Source: RefSeq, a predicted model, not a curated record
CGAUCCUCCAUCCUUCCAGAUUUACUUUACUUUACUGGCUGCUUGGUGUCUGCCCCCCUCCCCACGACUCAAAUCGAUCCGCUUCCCCUUUCCCGAAUCGCCAAAUCCGCUCGCCGCCGUCGCCGUAAAAACCCUCUCCCCGCCUCCGCUAACCCCACCGCCGCGGAGAGAUGGUGCUGUGGGAGAUCACGGCCAUCACCGCCUACUUCCUCGGCCUCCGCCGCACCUACCGCCUCGCGCUCCGCGGCCAGCGCCGCCUCAUCGGGCCCAACCACCCCAGGCUCCGCGACUUCGUCUACAGGCGGACACGUUCUAUAUUCGACGUCGCAGUCUCAGUGCACAAGAACAUUCAGGAGAGGGACUUGGAAGUUGGUCGGAACGUCGGAAACGCGGUCCUUCGCUGGCUCGACCGCAUGAAGCCAUCAGCACAGAUCCGCCCCCACCCUCCAGGCCCGCCAGGCUCCCCCCCGGAGCAACUCAGGCACCUUUCGACCAUGAAUAAGGCCGUAGGAGCUCAGAAGCCUGCCUCAAAGACCUCGACGCACGACUCGAGCGGCAAGAUGCUGUUCUCGCCCCUGAACAUCCGGCCCAAGUCCUUCCCUAUCCUCCCCACGAUGAUGCAGUCCACCAGGAUCAGCGCGAGCAACCAGUGCAGGCGCCUCUCCAGCUCGCCGUUCCCGUCCGUCACCGCCAGGAGGAAGGACAUGAUGGAGGGUGUCUUCCGGAAGGACAUCGCCCAGCUAAUGGUGUAAGGGAUGUCUGUAGGUAGCCGUACUGCUUUCUGUGACUCUGAAUAUUGUUUACUCGACUGGAAUUUGGCCUGGAGCAGAACUCAUCACUAGCCCUGUAAUAAUGGUGGAGUGCUGAACAUAAUCGCUGUUGCUCCGCCUGUUUUGUGGCCAAUAUACAUUUUCUAACAAAUCAUCAUACGAUGAGACUUGGGUAUACCGCAUGAUUUCUUCCAA